Molecule: messenger RNA, 752 nt
Organism: Caenorhabditis elegans
Lineage: Eukaryota; Metazoa; Nematoda; Chromadorea; Rhabditida; Rhabditidae
Gene: K02E10.5
Product: CKLF-like MARVEL transmembrane domain containing 6
Exons: 4
Coding region: 159-557 (132 amino acids)
Source: RefSeq, marked reviewed
ACGCCGGUUGACACGCCGCGUGUGCUCGCUCACAUAUAUUUUCCCCUCCUGUUGUUCUUCACGCAUUUGUGCACUGCAGAGCAACACGAAAGAGCACCACUUGGACUAAAUUGGUCGAGAGCGUUGACUGAUGAAAGGCGAAUAGUGUGAUCACAGACAUGUGCCCAUCGAGCUUUUGGCGAAAAGUUCGGCCGAAUCCACUCGUCUUCAUAUUUUGCGUCAGCUCGUGUUGCUUCACAUUUGGAUUAUGUAUAGCUAUUUAUGACAUUAAUAAUUUUGGAAGCGGUCUGUACCUGGCACUGGUGUCAAUUGUCACAGUUGUGGUUGUUGUAGCGUUUUGCCUAGUUGGAACCGAAGAUCAGACUGAGCCCACAGUGGCGAAAAAAGUAUGGUCAACGACGCGCCAAACAAUGCGACGAUUUAAAAAGGAACCGUCGUCGAGGAUGCCUGCCGGUAUCGAAAUUCGAAUCGUCAAUAUUGACCUGGAAGCUGAAGGAGCAAGAAGUUGUUCUUCAUCAAGCGAUCAUCAUUCCCCUGCUAAUGAUUCAUCGGUAUGAAUUUAUUAUCUUGAUAUCUCUAGAAAAAUAUCGGAAAUCGUCUAAGAAUUUCCCUCUGCCAAAGGUUGUUUCAAUGUACAUAGUAAUCUGAAAAAUAAUUCAAUUAUUCGCUUUUUUUUGCGGCAACUCACAUGUUGCUUGUCCGGCUUAAUGAUACGCGGUGGUGUAUAACACAUACAAUAAAGAUUAUGAUCA